AUGGAUCAUGAAGAAAGAAUGCCUGAGACUACAAGCCAUUCAGAACCUAGUACGUCUAACGCGAGAAAGCCUGAUGUGCCUCUGAACGCACCAUUCCCUAGGCGUCUGAUGAAAAAGAAUGAUGAACAACAAUUCAAGCACUUUCUUGAGCUCCUAAAGCAGUUGCAUAUCAACAUUCCACUUAUAGAGGCUUUGGAGCAGAUGCCAACAUAUGUCAAAUUUUUUAAGGACAUUUUAACGAAGAAAAGAAGAGUCAGAGGAUUGGAUGUGGGUCAUGCGUUGUGCGAUUUAGGAGCCAACAUCAAUCUCAUGCCACAUUCAAUUUUUAAGAAAUUGGGGAUUGGUGAAGCACAACCUACUUCUGUUACUCUUCAGCUCGCUGACAGAACAAUUAAGUACCCAAAAGGAAAGAUUGAAGACAUUUUGGUGAAGGUUGACAACUUCAUAUUCUUAGUAGACUUUAUUAUCUUGGACUAUGAAGCAGAUAGGGAGUUACCUGGACACUUGAAAUAUGCAUUCCUUGGAACCAACAACACUUUACCUGUGAUUAUUUCUGCAAAUCUUACAGAGCCUAAUGAGCAAUCUCUUUUGCAGAUGCUGAAAAAGCACAAGCGUGCAAUAGGCUAG
Benincasa hispida (wax gourd) is the source of this 627-nucleotide messenger RNA. The record is from RefSeq and is a predicted model, not a curated record. NCBI's taxonomy places the organism in Eukaryota, Viridiplantae, Streptophyta, Magnoliopsida, Cucurbitales, Cucurbitaceae.